AUACGAAGGGGGAAAUAACAGGAAAUCAACAUGAACCUAGAGCGCCUUCCCAAUGAGGAAAAACUCACCCUCUGCAGGAAAUACUAUUUAGGGGGAUUUGCAUUCCUUCCGUUCCUGUGGCUGGUGAAUGUGGUGUGGUUUUUCAAAGAGGCCUUUGUAAAGCCAACAUAUACUGAACAACUUCAGAUCAAAACAUAUGUAAAGCGAUCAGGGCUGGGGUUGCUACUGUGGGUUGCAGUACUCACCACAUGGAUAACCAUAUUCCAACACUUCAGAGCAGAAUGGGGUGAAGUGGGCGACUACCUCUCCUUCACCAUUCCACUUGGCAUUCCCUGAGACAGACAAGGCGGGGAAACAAGAACGCUUCCUACUGUAUAAACCUUUACCAUGACAGAAUUAAUAGACAAAUCUAACAUAGGUUGAAAUGGUUAAAUGUGUAGUUGAUCUCAAUGGAUAAUCAUGGUAAUUUUUUCUGGGCUUUAAUGAGUGGGAAGAUGUCCUAUGAACACUGCACCUUUCCCCCAAAUUGUGUGUAGUGUGUGGAUGUCUCAACACGUUUGAGUAAAUUUGGAAGGUUAUACAGGCGAAUGGUAUGUAUGACAAAAAUAAAUAGCAAAUUCAUUAACUUUAUAAAUUAAAUGGAAGUGUAUGUGUUUUUUAUUUGCUGUAAUAAAGUUUUCGGUUUAGAUGCCA
Salvelinus fontinalis (brook trout) is the source of this 693-nucleotide messenger RNA. RefSeq names its product gamma-secretase subunit PEN-2. Lineage: Eukaryota; Metazoa; Chordata; Actinopteri; Salmoniformes; Salmonidae. The record is from RefSeq and is a predicted model, not a curated record. Gene Ontology annotation, cellular component: gamma-secretase complex. Gene Ontology annotation, biological process: Notch receptor processing. The coding region runs from base 31 to 336 and encodes 101 amino acids. The transcript has 3 exons.